Molecule: messenger RNA, 964 nt
Organism: Perca fluviatilis (European perch)
Lineage: Eukaryota; Metazoa; Chordata; Actinopteri; Perciformes; Percidae
Product: transmembrane protein 233-like
Exons: 4
Coding region: 144-476 (110 amino acids)
Cellular component (GO): membrane
Source: RefSeq, a predicted model, not a curated record
CUUCACUAUUUUCAGCUUUGACAGAGGACUACAAGCACCAGCAACAACAUAUCAGUCUUCUUAUCAACUUCUGGUUUCAAACAUUUUCUAGUUAAAAUUUGGACUUCAACUCAAGUUGGAUUUUUUUUGUCCUUUCAGGUGCAAUGGCUCUUGGAGUGCUUAAUUCGCAAGUUAAAAAUUCCCUGAGUGGGAGUGUAUUUUUCGACCGUGGUUCUAUAGAGGAACAGGCACCUCCACCUCCACUCCGCAGCUACCUUUGUUUGACUAUUUUUACCUGCUUUUGUCCUGCAUACCCCGUCAACAUCGUUGCCCUGGUCUUCUCUAUCAUGUCUAGGAACAGCUAUGCUUAUGGUGACUAUGAUGGGUCGAGGCGGCUGGGCAGGAACGCUCUCUAUGUAGCUGUUGCCUCCAUCAUCAUCGGCCUCCUCAUCAUCGCUAUCUCCUGCAUCGUUCAUUUCACCACUAUGGAUUUUUAAUGUUGUGGAACGGGAGAGAGGGGGAGAAGAGAAAUAAGACAGUUGAACAGGAAACUGUGGAUGAUGCCAAUGAAAGGACUAUGACUCGCCUCAUGUUUACUUCAAUGAGUACGUCACUUUCUCUCAUGUUUACCAUUCUUCAUAUGGACAAUCAGGGAUGAUACAAUGUGGUGAAUGUGUUCAUCAAAAAGGUAAUUUACUACAAAUGUGUAGUGAAUCCAUGGUCCACAGCAAGGUUUUGUUAGGCUGUGACCCUGAAGACCCUGUUGUUUUUUUGCUCAAAACAUUGCUAGACCUAGAUGAUGACAGUAAAUGGUCUACAACUUUAUCAAAAUACCCGCUUUAUCCAUGACAAAACCAAAUGAUGUUAAAGGUCCCAUGGCAUGAAAAUUUCACUUUAUGAGUUUUUUUAACAUUAAUAUGCGUUCCCCCAGCCUGCCUAUGGUCCCUCAGUGGCUAGAAAUGGUGAUAGGUGUAAACCGAGCCCU